UUAAGCCCGGUUGCACGAAAGAUAACGGAUAGUUAACAAAGCUUUAAACAUUCAUCAAAAAUUUUGUUGAAAUCAAAACACCGUUAACGGUUGAUUAACGUUUCAUCAAAAAUUUGAUGAUUAUCAACGAUAAUGGUCCGUUAAUGGUCCAUCACCACUGUUUUCCGUUGCACAAACAAAAAUGUCACUGUUAACUAUUCAUUAACGACUCAUCAGCUUAAUGACUGAACCGCGGGCGAUUAAUCGGUGAUUAAAUCAUAUGUCAAAUUUUUUCUUGACGUUUUUAGGCGUUUUUAGUGAGUUGUUAUUAAAUAUCUAAAGGAUGAGACAGUAAUAAGGAUUAAAAAGUUGUAGAAAACAUUGAACUGACUUUAUUAUUUGAAAAAUGUUGUGGGACACAUCCUCAUCUUCAUCAAGCGAGAGUGAUUACGAAGAACCUGAAAGGCCUGUACGGAGAAUUCGUUUCAUCCGGGACCGUGAAAAUCCAUUUGAGAUGUUGGAUGAAUAUGACUUUAAAAAAAGGUUUCGCUUAAAUAAAGCUACUGUUACUUAUCUAGUACACACAAUUGGAGAUAGAGUCGCACCUAAGACGCAGCGGAACAAAUCCUUGAGUGCACAAACCCAAUUUUUAAUUGCCCUCCGAUUUUAUGCAACGGGUGGCUUUUUGGAACUCGUCGGCGAUUGGAUGCACGUCCACAAAUCCAGCAUCUGCAGAAUUAUCCAAAAAGUCACACGCGAAAUUGCUCGACUCUCUCAAGAARAUAUUAAMAUGCCGAGGACCGUUGAGGAGUUGGUAGCAACCAAAAGAAAUUUUUUUCAAAUUGCUGGUUUUCCUCGUGUUGUGGGUACUGUGGAUUGUACCCAUGUUGGCAUCCAAUCGCCUGGUGGUGCAAAUGCAGAACUGUACCGAAAUCGAAAAGGGUACUUUAGUAUUAACGUCCAGGCCGUUUGCGACGCCAAUUUGAAAUUAUUACACAUCGUUUCUCGAUGGCCGGGAUCGGUACACGACAGUACGAUUUUUAAUAAUUCGCCUCUUCCUGUCGACUUUCGAAUGGGGAGAUAUGGUAAUGGGUAUCUAUUMGGUGACGGUGGAUAUCCUUGCCAACAAUACCUCCUCACUCCAUUUCGUAAUCCAGCUAACGCAAGCCAAGAGGCUUAUAAUCGAGCUCAUAUCUCUACUAGGAACUGCAUAGAAAGAUUUUUUGGAGUUUUGAAACGUCGUUUUCCAUCAUUGAAAUAUGGGCUUCGAUUAAAAAUUAAUACUAUAGUUGAAGUAAUUGUUGCCUGUGGAGUUCUACACAACAUCUGCAAACAGCAAGAUGAUGAUAUAGAAGAAUAUUUUGAUGAGAUUAUAGAACAUGAUGAGGAGGAAAAUGUUAUUUAUCAAGAACAUAACAUAAAUAAUGUUAACUUUGCAGUAAGGAAUUCUCUGGUCGAAACUAUUUUCGCCAGAUAAAAAAACACAUAUUUAUUUUUGCAUUUUUUUAAUUUCUAAUUUAACUUUCUGUAUUUCAUAAUUUAAUAAAAUUUGUUU
Molecule: messenger RNA, 1534 nt
Organism: Tribolium madens (black flour beetle)
Lineage: Eukaryota; Metazoa; Arthropoda; Insecta; Coleoptera; Tenebrionidae
Product: putative nuclease HARBI1
Exons: 1
Coding region: 386-1456 (356 amino acids)
Source: RefSeq, a predicted model, not a curated record